Molecule: messenger RNA, 1849 nt
Organism: Anopheles darlingi
Lineage: Eukaryota; Metazoa; Arthropoda; Insecta; Diptera; Culicidae
Product: venom serine protease-like
Exons: 5
Coding region: 82-1176 (364 amino acids)
Biological process (GO): proteolysis
Molecular function (GO): serine-type endopeptidase activity
Source: RefSeq, a predicted model, not a curated record
CUGUUGCAACUGCUACUGCUAUUGCUCGGCACAGCGUUGGUGGUUCAGCAAGUGCAUGGCCAGUGCUCGUUUACGCUCGACAUGAAGUUCGGUUCCACGUAUCAACUGGUGUCUCCACGUUACCCUCAGAACUAUCCCGCGAACAUAGAGUGUACGUACACUAUUCGAGCACCCUACGGGUACAGGAUCGCUGUCGAUUGUCCUACCUUGCAGAUUCCGAGUAGCACCAACUGUAGGCUGGACUCGCUGAAGGUAUCACGCAGUGGGCGUUUGGAUUUUAGCGAUGCCUAUGUCUACUGUGGCGUUGGAUCACUGCAAGAGAAAUCAACCGGCAACAGCUUGACGAUGCGCCUCACAUCGGCACCAACUAGCUUCGGUGGCAAGUUUAGCUGUACGCUGAGCAUACCGGAGCAAAACUGUGAAUGUGGCCGGAAGAAGACGCAACGUAUCGUGAAUGGCGUGGAGACGGUAGUGAACGAGUUUCCCAUGAUGGCGGCACUGAUCGAUGUUAAAACGAAAACCGUUAUCUGCGGCGCCACCAUCAUUACUGAUAAUUAUGCCCUGACGGCGGCUCACUGUCUACUGCAACGUACCACGAACGAUACGGUGCUCUUAGUAGGCGAUCACAAUAUACGCUCUGGCAGCGAUACGUCGUUUGCGCAGAUCUACGUCGUGGUUCAGUUUUUGAGCCAUUAUGGAUUCACCCUGAAGCCGGUAGCGAAUGAUAUUGCGCUGGUGCGUACUGAAAGAGCGAUCCAGUACAACGCAGCGGUUGGUCCGGCAUGUCUACCAUGGCGAUACACGAGGCAAUCGUUCGAGGGUUUACAGCUGGAGGCUACUGGUUGGGGUGACCUGGAUUUCGGUGGCCCUCGUUCGGAUACCCUUCAGAAAGUUCAACUUUCGGUCAUCGCCAACUCGCAGUGCUCGCAGCGUCUAGGAAGCACUGUUCCGUAUCAGCAGCUUUGCACCUUUACACCCGAUCGUGACACUUGUCAGGCGGAUUCUGGUGGUCCCUUGUUUUACACAAAUCCUUCGACCGGGCUGCUGUAUAACGUGGGAUUGGUUAGCUUUGGGUUCGCUUGUGCCACCGAGCGGCCAAGUGUUAAUACCAGGGUUACCGAGUUCCUGGACUGGAUUAUGGCUAAUAGCGCCACGUCCUUCUACUGUUUUCGCUAAGCGAGAUACGGUGGUGUUGAGAUAACGAGCAAAGAACUAACCAACCGGCCGAGGGAAACUCCGACUAACCACAUGAUAAAACGGGACGUCCCACCAUUGCCUUGGUCCACCCCUUUUUCGGUUUUCGAACAGGUAAAACCCAGAUUAAUUCCACAACACUCGCUGGAGCACAUAUUAUAGAAAUUGGAAUGCUGCGACCCGCGUGCGAUCACACACAAAAGGUUUCUUCGCCACACGAUGCCUGUCGCUUGGAUAGUGAAGUCGCAAGAUGACAAAUUGUUUUGCUUAAUUUUAUGUAAAAUAAAUUCAACAGAGAAAUCCCUCGAAACGCUUGCCUAUGGUGGCCAGCUCGAUUUGUGACCGUUUGCCAAGAGAGAAUGCAAUAGUCAGACGGGCGGGGUUUCAGGACGUGAAAAUGGUCACCCAACAGGCCACCGGUUGUUGGCCGGUAGGUUAGUGAUGUUACUCUCGAUGUUGGCGAACCUAAAAACAAGAAAUAAAUAUUAAAACCAACUGUUACGGACAGCAAGUGCCAAUGGUGGACGACAAGGAUUCGCUGUAAAAGUGCGAUUUAUGCACCGCCCAUCGUGCUAGCCCACAAACGCCUAGCAACGUCUGUAGUUGGCAUUGCGUUGCUAGCAUAGACCACGGUUCGUGCACCAUGCUGCAUGUC